Messenger RNA from Armigeres subalbatus, 874 nucleotides. RefSeq lists its product as uncharacterized. Bases 343 to 813 code for a protein of 156 amino acids. The record is from RefSeq and is a predicted model, not a curated record. NCBI's taxonomy places the organism in Eukaryota, Metazoa, Arthropoda, Insecta, Diptera, Culicidae. The transcript is spliced from 2 exons.
GAUGGCUGGAGAGAUAUUCGAUCCGCCAUUGGUAGCACCGCAACCGCUGCACUAGGGACGGUGCCCCCGGAUCAGAGAAACGACUGGUAUGACGGCGAAUGUGAGCAGUUAGUGGAAGAGAAGAAUGCAGCAUGGGCGAGAUUGCUGCAACACCGCACGAGGGCGAACGAGGCACGAUAUAAACAGGCGCGGAACAGACAAAACUCGACUUUCCGGAGGAAAAAGCGCCAGCAGGAAGAUCGAGACCGUGAAGAAACGGAGCAACUGUACCGCGCUAAUAACACAUGAAAGUUCUAUGAGAAGUUAAACCGUUCACGUAAGGGCCACGUGCCACAGCCUGAUAUGUGUAAGGACAUAAACGGGAACCUUCUUACGAACGAGCGUGAGGUGAUCCAAAGGUGGCGGCAGCACUACGAAGAGCACCUGAAUGGCGAUGUGGCAGACGAAGAUGGCGGUAUGGUGAUGGACCUGGGAGAACGCGCGCAGGACAUAAUUCUACCGGCUCCGGAUCCCCAGGAAAUCCAGGAGGAGAUUGGCCGGCUGAAGAACAACAAAGCCCCUGGGGUUGACCAACUACCAGGAGAGCUAUUUAAACACGGUGGUGAGGCACUGGCUAGAGCGCUGCACUGGGUCAUUACCAAGAUUUGGGAGGAGGAAGUUUUGCCGCAGGAGUGGAUGGAAGGUGUCGUGUGUCCCAUCUACAAAAAGGGCGAUAAGCUGGAUUGUAGCAACUACCGCGCAAUCACAUUGCUGAACGCCGCCUACAAGGUUUUGACCCGUAGUGGGUGGCUGAAUAUGAAAAUAACAAUCUAAGGAGAAAAAAUAUGAACAAUCGGUAAAGGACACGCCAAUGUUAAAGGAAACUCGAUAGGGG